AUGAAUACAAGCUGGAGAGUUCAUAAAGAUAUAUCAAAUGACUUUACCAAAAAGUUUACGGUGAUUUCAUCACAUACUUUUCACGUGAACAUGAUUGAAUGUAAAAUCAAAAGAAAUCAAUAUAUUAAACACCUUAGUAUUGAGGAUGCCUAUUGUUUACACUAUUUUAAGAAUGUUUCAUUUGAUUUUGAAACGGCAGUACCUGCAUUAUUGAAAGAAAUUGUUAAUUAUUUUGAAAAAAUUGAUUACAUUAGUUUUGGAACAUCAAAUAACCAACUCCAACUAAAUGAUACAAAAAAAACCUACAUUACUUUAGAAGGGAUAACUUUUGUAAUUAACAAGUAUUUAGAAGGAUUUUACGAAAGAGUUUUAUUUUUAGACAAAAUAAAUCUCAAGUCAUACAAUUUUUUGUAUAAUAACCUCAAAAGUUUAAAAUUCCAUUUUCGUCCUUCCCAUCAAAUGAUAAAAAAGUACAACGAUGAUUAUGAUUUAUGUGAUAGUAUCAAUCUUUUCAACAAAAUCAAUCUUUUCAAAAGACUUGAAGAGUUAAACCUUACUUUUCCAUGUCUAGUUGAUUUAACAGAUCCACUAUUACUUGAAAAAUUGAAUAGGAUAAAUUGCAAAUUGAAAAAAUUAGAUUUGUUAUUUUGGGGUAAACUCAGAUUUGAAUACGAUUUUUAUGAUUCCCGUGGUAGACGCAUCAAACUAGAACCUAAAAAGUGGUUAUUUACUUUGAAAGAAUAUUUCGAUACGGAGGAGGUUACAUCGUUAACAUUAAUUCACUAUAAUAAUGAAUUUUUUAAAGAUCUUUACCAAUACGAGGAAUUUGAAUUCAUAGAAAUAUUGACCAAUGCAAACCUACCAAAAUUGAGGAAUUUAUUUUUAUCUUCUCAUCUAUUAGAUUUGAAAUCAAUUGAUGUGUCAAGAUUACACAAAUUAAUAGUAUGCACUGGUAUUGCCAACGAUAAAUAUGCCAUAGACAUUGCCAAACUUUAUUUCAUAAAUCCAAGUUUAAGAAUAUCUUGGUGGCCUCGAUUUAUGGAAUUAAGUUCACUAGAAGAGUUCUUCAAGUCUGAUAAUUUAUCUUUAUAUUCACCUGACUAUUACCAGGUAAUCUCUUGUCAAUGGCCAUCAUACUUUUUCACAAGCGCCACAUUUGCAAUUGAAAGCAAAGCAUUAGCUACCACCAGACUAGGUUUGUUGGCUCUGAAUGAAAAGAAAAAGUUAAACAUAGCUUUGAAAUCUGAGUAUUCAAUUAAGGAAAUUCGUGACAUGGGAUUUUUAGUUAAGACCAUGAUUUGCAAAGAAGUUCUGGAGAUCAUAAAAAAACAUGAAACAAUUUAA
Messenger RNA from Lodderomyces pseudojiufengensis, 1344 nucleotides. RefSeq lists its product as uncharacterized. NCBI's taxonomy places the organism in Eukaryota, Fungi, Ascomycota, Pichiomycetes, Serinales, Debaryomycetaceae. The transcript has a single exon. The record is from RefSeq and is a predicted model, not a curated record. The coding region runs from base 1 to 1344 and encodes 447 amino acids.